Akanthomyces muscarius is the source of this 1929-nucleotide messenger RNA. RefSeq lists its product as uncharacterized. The record is from RefSeq and is a predicted model, not a curated record. The coding region runs from base 1 to 1929 and encodes 642 amino acids. Lineage: Eukaryota; Fungi; Ascomycota; Sordariomycetes; Hypocreales; Cordycipitaceae. The transcript has a single exon.
AUGGUGUCCCUCGGUAUCCUUUCGUCUAGCGACAAGGCGUCAGCGAACCGAUCCAAGUCCGCCCACGCAGAGUCCGAGCUGCUACCAGACUACAUCCACGACGCCGCGCAGCUACCAUGUGUCCCACCCGAGCGGCCCGACCUCCAUCAGCUCAACAGCUGCCUCGAGGCGCUGGCCGCCGUGUUCCCCGACAUCCAGAUCGAAGUCUUUCGCGAGCUACUGUCCAACUUUGAUGGCGAGUCGCGGCUCGCCCUCGUCGCGGAUGCGCUGCUUAAGAACCGCGUCACAUGGGUCAAGGGCCGCUGGCGAGUCCCUGACAAGGACGACCCGGCCGGCCCGGCCGUGCCCCGACCCGACGCAUUUCGAAGCCCCGAGUACAAAAAGGCGGUGCGCACGCUCGCCUGGCAAGAGUUUCGCGGCCUGUCUCGUUCUGCGAUUGACGGUGUCCUUGCCGAGUCCAACUACUCGUACCUCGAAGCCCGCCGCACCCUCACCACGCUGUCGUCCAAGUCGUGGCGGUUUACGAUAUCCUCCAUCUUCUUUCGACGAAAGCCAAUAGCCACCGGAGAGGCCGAGAACCACCCACUCGUCGUUUGGAAAUCCAGCGGGCAGGGCUCUAUCCUACCCACCAUUCGUGCAACCGGUAGCGCCGAACUGGACAGAGAGCUCUACGAAACGCUGGUGGCACCGUUAAAGGCACGAGACAGGGAGUCCAAGGAGGCUACCGAUCGCGAGUUGGCCCAAACAUUGAACCAACAGGAAGCAGAAGAGGCCGGGGCUAUAUAUGAGUGCGGAUGCUGCUUCACCACGGCCCCGUUUGAAGAAAUGACUUCGUGCACGAAAUCCGGGCACAUGACUUGCUUCAACUGUGUGCGCCACUCUAUAAAGGAAGCACUCUUCGGGCAGGGCUGGCAGAGCAGCGUCAACGCCGCGACGGGUACGCUCAAGUGCCUAUCUACCGAGGGUGAUCGAUGUCCUGGGCAGGUCCCAUACGAGCAGCUUCAGCAGGCCAUGAUGCAGCAAAAGAGUGGCGCCGAAAUGCUACUCAAACUAGAUCGUCGCUUGGCAGACCACGGUCUGAUUGAGUCUAGGCUCCCCCUGAUUCGAUGUCCUUUUUGCAACUAUGCGGAAAUCGACGACCUGUACGUGCCGGCGGAGGAGGCUCGACUUCGCAUCCGAUUCGACAGCGGCUACCAGAUGCUGUUUCUCGGAGCCACAGCAAUUGCGAUGCUUCUGCUGCUUCCAGCCAUUCUCAUCGUCAUGCUGCUCUGCGCCGUUGUGGCUGCAUACGUCCCGCUGGCCCCGUAUCUCAAGGAGCACUGGACGCGGGCAGUCGGCCGACACAGCCGCCGACGGCGCGGCCUCAAGUUUACCUGCCAGAGUCCCGAAUGCAAGCGCGUCUCGUGUCUCUCGUGCCACAAGUCCUGGAAGGAUAUUCACAUCUGCCACGAGUCAUCGCUGGUCGCGCUGCGCACCCAGGUCGAGCAGGCCAUGAGCAUGGCGGUCAAACGCGUAUGCCCCAGAUGCAGCACGUCAUUUGUCAAGAAUUCUGGCUGCAACAAGCUCACCUGCCCCUGCGGAUACAAGAUGUGCUACGUUUGCCGCGCCGAUAUAGGUGAAGAGGGCUACCGCCACUUUUGCGAUCACUUUCGUCCCGACGGCGACCCGAGGCUUUGCAAGGAGUGCGAUCGCUGCAACCUGUGGGAGUCGGAAGACACGGACCGCAUACUGCGCGAGGCGCGGGAAGACGCGGAGCGCAGGUGGAAAGACAUGGAGAAGAGAGAGCUGUCCGGUAGCGAAAAGGCCUUUUUGGCCACGGGCUAUAUAAACAAGAGCCACGAUGUUGGUCUGCGCAAGCUACUGCGGCGCGGCCAGCUUCCCACACCCGCCGAAGUGUGCGACUUGGUGAUUGACACUGUUUUCAUUUAG